Biomphalaria glabrata is the source of this 4045-nucleotide messenger RNA. RefSeq names its product transcription elongation factor SPT5-like. NCBI's taxonomy places the organism in Eukaryota, Metazoa, Mollusca, Gastropoda, Planorbidae. The record is from RefSeq and is a predicted model, not a curated record. Gene Ontology annotation, biological process: regulation of transcription by RNA polymerase II; regulation of DNA-templated transcription elongation; transcription elongation-coupled chromatin remodeling. Gene Ontology annotation, molecular function: protein binding; mRNA binding. The coding region runs from base 466 to 3711 and encodes 1081 amino acids. Gene Ontology annotation, cellular component: DSIF complex. The transcript is spliced from 25 exons.
AUGAAUACAUUUAGAAUAUCUAGACGUCUUAGUCUAGAUCGUCUAGACUUCAAUAAUUUUUUACGAGUACUAGAUUUAGAUUAGAUCUAGACUCUAGAUCUAUUCUAGUAUAGCACUAGGUCCAUGUUCUGAACUUCUAUGUCUAGUUGUAGAUUUGUGGUCUAGCUCUACUUAAUAGUAGAUCUACGCUCUCCGGUGGAGUCUGGAGUCUAUACUCAACUUUGUUUGACAAGCCUGACAAGGAAUAGGAAUCAUUCAUUAUUAUUUAUUCUUCUUGAAGUUGUCCAGUUGUUGACGUUUUAGAUUUGUUAAGUAAGACUUGACUUCACCGUUCACGUCCACAACUUUAAGUAUUCACAAGACUCAAGAGUGAGACUCUAGAUCUAGGCCGACUAGGUCUAGUCUAGGUCAUAUCUUAACUUGAUUCUUGAUUUUAUUAACUGACUAGGCUAGGUAUAUUCAGCCAUGUCAGAUAGUGAGGAAAGUAACUAUUCGGGCAAUGAGAGCGAUGGAGGAGACGAAAAGAGCAAUAAGGAUGAUGGGAGCGACCACGAGGAGAGUGACAAAGAAGGGAGUGACAAGCCCGCUGACAGUGACGAUGAGCAAGAUGUGUCUAAAGGAAAAGAUGAUGAAGCAGAAGAGAGUGAAGGUGAUGGCGAGGAAAAAGAUGGAGACGAGGAAGAACCCGAAGGAGAAGAUCUAGAUGAAGAUGAGUACGAUGAAGAGGAAGAUGAGGAAGAAGAGACUCGAGUGAGAAAAAAAAAGAGAAAGGGAGCUUUAGGCUUUAUCAUUGAUGAGGCCGAUGUUGAUGAUGAGGAUGAUGAAGACGACGGUGAGUGGGAGGACGGCGCUGAGGAGAUCAUUGACCGUAAGUCAACAUACGAUGUUACAGAGCGUGAGAUUGAAAGCCAUCAAAGACUGAGACAUAUUUGGGAGAGUCAACGAGAAGAUGAAAUUGAGAAUUACUAUCGACAAAAGUUUGGGAAUGUGACAACUGCUGAACGUUAUGGAGAUGGAGAGGAAAUGACAGAUGAAAUCACUCAGCAAGGACGGUUGCCUGGUGUCAAAGAUCCUAAUUUGUGGGUGGUCAAAUGUAGAAUGGGUGAAGAAAAGGCAACAGUCAUUCAUGUUUUGAGGAAGAUGAUUGCCUACCAGUUCACAGAAGAGCCUCUUCAAAUCAAGUCAGUUGUUGCUAAAGAAGGAUUAAAAGGAUACAUUUACAUAGAAGCUUUCAAACAAACUCACGUGAAACAAGCCAUUGAAGGCAUUGGAAAUCUGAGGAUGGGCUUUUACAAACAGCAGAUGGUUCCCAUUCGAGAGAUGACAGAUGUAUUAAAAGUUGUGAAGGAAACAGCCAGCUUGAAACCUAAAGCCUGGGUCAGACUGAAGAGAGGCAUAUUCAAAGAUGAUUUGGCACAGGUUGAUAUUGUAUAUCCGUCUCAAAAUGAAGUCGAACUGAAACUGAUUCCUCGUAUAGACUACUCAAGGGCUAGGGGCAUUAUGAGAAACUCUGCCAAUCAGGAUUCUAAGAAGAGGAAACGGCGGCCACCACAAAAACUGUUUGAUGUUGAUGCUAUUAGGAGUAUUGGUGGUGAGGUCACAUCUGAUGGUGAUUUCCUCAUGUUUGAAGGCAACAGAUAUAACCGUAAAGGUUUUCUCUUCAAAAUUUUUGCCAUGUCUGCAAUUAUCGCUGAAGGUGUUAAGCCAACAUUAGCAGAGCUAGAAAAGUUUGAGGACCAGCCUGAGGGAAUGCAAGUAGAGUUGGUUCCAGAGAAGCAGGAGAGUGAAAUUGCUCACACUAUGGCGCCUGGGGAUGUGGUGGUAGUGGCUGAAGGUGAGUUGCAGCACCUUCAGGGCAAGGUCAUCAAAGUUGAUGGGAACAAGAUCACAAUACUACCAAAGCAUGAGGACCUCAAGGAUCCACUGGAGUUUCCCUACAAUGAGCUGAAGAAGUAUUUCAAGAUGGGAGACCAUGUCAAAGUAAUAGCUGGACGUUACGAGGGAGAUACAGGACUAAUUGUCAGGGUGGAGGACAAUGUGGUGGUUCUUUUCUCUGAUCUCACCAUGCAUGAGCUCAAAGUUCUGCCAAAAGACAUUCAGUUAUGUGCUGACAUGGCAACUGGUGUGGACUCACUUGGACAGUAUCAGUUUGGUGAUCUAGUUAUGUUAGAUGCCCAAACUGUUGGGGUUAUCGUUCGCUUAGAGAAAGAAAAUUUCCAAGUUCUCAGCAUGCACAACAAGGUAAUCAAUGUCAAGCCCCAGUCUAUCACAAGAAAGAAAGAUACAAGAAAUGCAGUUUCUUUAGAUUCAGAAAACAAUAACGUUCAAGUUCGAGACAUUGUUAAUGUGAUUGAUGGACCACACUCGGGUCGAAGUGGUGAAAUCAAGCAUUUGUACAGAAACUUUGCGUUCUUAAACUCAAGGCUGAUGACAGAAAAUGGAGGCUAUUUUGUGUGUAGGACUAGACACUUGACCCUUGCUGGAGGAGGAAAGCAAAAUACCAGCCAAAACUUUAGUGGCUUUGCUCCCAUGUCUCCUAGAAUAUCAAGUCCUGCGCAUCCAAGUGGUGGAGGAGGAGGUGAGAGAGGAAGGGGUCGAGGUGGCGGAGCUGGUGCCGGCAGAGGUGGACUUUCCAAGAGAGAUAGAGAAAUCAUUGGUCAGACAGUACGCAUCAUUCAGGGACCAUUCAAGGGAUACAUUGGUAUUGUUAAGGAUGCCACAGAGUCUACAGCUCGUAUUGAGUUGCAUUCCUCAUGUAAAACUAUCUCUGUGGACAGACUGCGUCUUUCAACUCUUACUGGGGCCAAACCUUCAGGUGGUCAGACAUCAACAUAUGGUGGCCGCACUCCAAGUUAUGGAGGACAGACACCCAUGUAUGGAUCACGAACGCCAAUGUAUGGGGCACAGACACCACUUCACGAUGGAUCUCGAACACCUCAUUAUGGUGGAGCGACCCCAUCUCACGAGUCUGGUGGGCGUACACCCAGUGGUGGAGGAGGAAGUGCUUGGGAUCCAUCCAAUGCCAACACUCCAUCUCGGAAUAAUGAUUUUGAUUUUGGUUAUGAUGAUACAUCGUCACCGGCAGACUUCGGUGCAACACCAAACCCAGCUACACCUGGUUACCAUGCCGAUUCCCCUGGUCCUAUGGGGCCAUAUACCCCACAGACACCUGGAAGUGCUUACUCCCCCUACCCAGCCCCAUCUCCUGGAGGAUUUGAAGCUCAGAGUCCAGGCUAUGUUGGCACACCCAGUCAAUCUAGCCCCAGUCCAGCAAGUUUUGCUGGUACCCCGUCACCUAUGGGGUACAGCCCUAUGACACCUGGAGCCCCAUUCACACCUCAGACACCUGGUGGUGCUAUGGAGCUAAGUUUGACAGACUGGCACACUACAGAUAUUGUGGUGAAGAUCAAAGCAUCACAUGAGGACUCUAAGCUGAUUUAUCAAACUGGAGUGAUCAAAAAUAUAUCUGGUGGAAUGUGUACUGUGUACCUGACAGAUGAAGAGAAGACUGUCAACAUUACCUGUGAUCACCUGGAGCCAGUUUUGCCUGAGAAAGGCGACAAGGCCAAGAUCAUUGCUGGUGAUGACAGAGAGGCCACUGGUUCACUCAUGAGUGUGGAUGGGGAUGAAGGAGUUUUUAAAUUUGACAGAGAAGAAAAAUCCAAGAUCCAGAUGUUACCUAUUCACUUUCUGUGUAAAAUGCCAGAUUGAUCCUUGAUUUUUUCCUUGACAAGACCUAUCUAGCGCUAGACUAAGGCUUGAGACUGGACAUUAUACUGAACUUGACUUUACUUUGACAACCAUUGACAAAUUGAGAUGUAGGACUUUCCCAGUUUUUAAAUAAAUUUCAUGAAUAUACUUUUUUUUGCUUUUUUUUAAAAAUGAUUGUUCUAGACAUUUGAAUUAUAUCUUUGACAUUGGUUAAAUGAAAAAAUAACUUAGAAUGCUAAAAGUUAUAUUUCUCAACAUUUGGAUAGGUUGAAUUUUCAAUGUAAAAUUAUUGUUGUUUCGAUAAAAACGUACAAUAAAAGUCAUUUUUAAAAAG